AUUUCACUCUCACAAGCCACAAACAAAAUGAAAAGUAGGAUUAGGAAAGAGAGAUAAGGAAAAGCAAAUCGGGUGAGUGUGUCGUGAGCCAACGAUUUCCAUUCUGUUGCUCUGCUGCACAGCUAGCUGGAUUCGGCCAUGGCGACGGUGCCUUCGUCUCUUUCCUGCACCCUCCGCACCUCCUUCCUCCUCUCCUCUCACCCUCCGGCUAAGCUCUCCUCCGUCCCCCUCCUCAAAUCCCGACGCCCCACUCCGCCCUCUUCCUACCCCCGCGUAAGAGCCCUCGAUCUCGACCAGAACACGCUCGUGGCCAUCUCCGUCGGAGUCGUCAGCGUUGCCGUGGGCAUCGGGAUUCCCGUGUUCUACGAGACCCAGAUCGACAAUGCUGGGCGGGCAAAUUACAUUCUUGUGUAUGCGCAGGCUAAGCGGGAGAACACGCAGCCGUGCUUCCCGUGCAAUGGCACCGGUGCGCAGACGUGUAGAUUGUGCACGGGCAAAGGCAGUGUAACUGUAGUGCUUGGCGGAGGUGAGACAGAGGUGUCGCAAUGUAUCAACUGCGAAGGUGCUGGCUCCUUGACUUGCACCACAUGUCAAGGCACUGGAAUCCAACCGCGCUAUCUCGACCGCAGGGAGUUCAAGGAUGAUGAUUGAAGCCUUUCCCUCUUGACUGAUGUCCUGAAUAGAGAGACUGAAUAUGUUUUUCAUGUGGGCCCAUGGGAUGUGAAGCAAACAUGGAAAGGGGUCCUCUACUAAAUAAGGAAUAUCAUAUUUUAGGAUCGUCUUAAAUCAUUCAUUUUUUGGCACGAAUGUAAAGAUACUGAGUUGGUGUUUCAGUAGAUAUUUAUUUGUUUUGUAUUGCUGCUUGAAUUUUAAUGACCUGUUCUGUGGUACAACCUUAAGACAUACUAAAUGAGUAAGCAAUGUAUUUGCAUA
Ananas comosus (pineapple) is the source of this 933-nucleotide messenger RNA. RefSeq names its product protein disulfide-isomerase LQY1, chloroplastic. The record is from RefSeq and is a predicted model, not a curated record. Bases 139 to 651 code for a protein of 170 amino acids. NCBI's taxonomy places the organism in Eukaryota, Viridiplantae, Streptophyta, Magnoliopsida, Poales, Bromeliaceae. The transcript is spliced from 5 exons.